Molecule: messenger RNA, 3066 nt
Organism: Auxenochlorella protothecoides
Lineage: Eukaryota; Viridiplantae; Chlorophyta; Trebouxiophyceae; Chlorellales; Chlorellaceae
Product: Beta-1,3-galactosyltransferase 6
Exons: 14
Coding region: 1-3066 (1021 amino acids)
Cellular component (GO): membrane
Molecular function (GO): hexosyltransferase activity
Source: RefSeq, a predicted model, not a curated record
AUGGUAGAAAGACUACCUCUGGGCAGGUAUCGGCCCCUGCUCCGCUGCAAGGAAGCCUGGGUGAAGCACCUCGAGGCUGAGGCAGCGGCAAUCCGCACCGAGAUGGCCCGCCUCCAGGCCCAGAUUGACGUGCUCUCCUCCAUGCCUCAGACAGGCGAGGGCGGCUGGGGCGGGGCCGGUUUAAACGACAGCCUGCCCAUCCACCCCUCCUUCCGCCAGAGCGUGAGGCUGCCCGAGCCUUUCUUGUUUGUGGGUGUGCUGAGCACUGGCGGGUCUCGGGGACGAAGGAACGCCGUCCGUGCCACCUGGAUGGCCACCGCCCCGCCAGAGGUGAUGGUGAAGUUUGUGCUGUACGAGGAGGAACGGAGUGCCAGGAUCCGGGAGGAAGCCGCCGAGUAUGGGGACAUGGUAUUUGUCCCCAGCCGGGGUCAAAUCGACUACCGGUCCAUCGUGGUCAAGGUAUGGUCCAUGGUGGAGUGGGUGGUUGCCCACACCAAUCCGAACUUCAUCAUGAAGACCGACGAUGAUGCCUACAUAGACUGCCCUGCCCUGGUGAAGGAUCUGCGCUCCAGGUGCCAGAAUGCCGACUGCCGCAAUGAACGGCUGUACUGGGGCGAGGAGAAACGCAAGGGGGAGGUUAUCGUCACCUCGGGCAACAAGUGGAGCAACGAGGAGUACUGGAAGUACACGGGGUUGAAGGAGUACUUCCCCUACAUGUUUGGCGGUGGCUACCUCACCGCCCUGAAGACCAUGCCCAACGAGGACGCCACCUUUGGGUUCUGGGUCAACGGCCUGAACCUGGCGCGGGUCGACCACCCAUUAGUCAUGGCCUCGGCCGGAACCUGCUGCCUGGAGGAGGCGGAUCUGGGCGGGGACCCCCACGCCACGCGCGGGUACCACUGGCUGGCGCGGCAGCCUUGGCGAGGGGACGGCGGCGCGCUGCUGGUCCAGCGCACGCGGUCCACUCCCGCCAUCAGCCUGCCGGGUCAGGGCCUGCACAUCGAGGUCCUGCACCUGGAUGCAGCACGGUUGACGACGCGCAUGCACUCCAGCCUCAACGCGUCCACGCUGGCAAGCACCACAGCCUGGGGCUGGAGGCGUGGAGCCUAUGCGCACUGGCUGGGGCCGGACGUCGUUGCCUACGCUGCGUGGGCCUGUGGGCUGCAGGAGCCCUGCACGGAGAUCAGGGCUUUGGGCGAUGAGUCGCGGCGCACCACGCUGCAGAGGCCGCUGGUCGCCGUCUCCAGGGACGGGACGUUGGGCCUGUGCGUCAGCCUGACCCGGCUGGAGGCGGCGGCGCCCGGGUUUGGCGUGGCGCGCGCCGAGCCUGGGACCAGGUUCGGCGCCCUGGCGGCCGACGGGCUCUGGAUCCAGCGUCUGGACGGCGCCGAGGCCGCUCCACCCCCGCGCCUCCUGCUGUCCUAUGAGCGGCUGCUGGCUGCCGCUCAGAAGACACGGCGGCGAGCAGCCGCCCCGGCGCAGGCGCCGGGGAUCGAGCCGGGAUCCGGAUCCGGUCGGGCCAAGCACAGAGGGAGCCCGGACCGGGCGUUCACCUUCACGGCAAAUGCCACGGGCGGGGACCUCUGGGCCGUCCCCGGGCUGCCCGAGGACAGGGCGGCCGCGCUCGCGGAGGGUGAGAGCGGCGUGCUGGCCGCCUGCUUCCACAGCUCGGUGUUCCUAAUCCAGGUCGAGGGACGCAGCGCCCGGCCCCUGGCACUACCAGCUCCGCUGGCGGCGGUGGCGGGCAACGUUACCCACUGCGCCUUUGCGCCGGGCCGGGGCGACACGCUCGCCGUGGAGCUGAGCCGCAGCGGCUGGGCUGGCCCGGCGCGCCACGUCGCCGUCUGGAACCUGGCGACCGGCGACGUCUUCCCAGCGGCCAAGUACGAGGAUGCCUCCUGGCCCGGGCCCCACCACCUGCUCACUGAUCUGGUGCCAGCCUGGAGCCCCGACGGGCACACCCUGGCUCUCUCCACCAGCGGCCUGUGGGACCAGGGGUGCCAGGCAGUCCUCCAGGACGUCUCGCCUGCCCAGGCCUGGGCUGGGGGCGGCUUGGGGGAGGAAGAACCCUGGCCGGGGCGUGCGAGGCAGAGCGCUGCCCCAACCCUCCUGCCGGGCCCGGGGGCCCUUGCUCCUGCGGGGGCGGCUGGGCCGGCCGAGGCGCUCCCCUCGGAGGGAAGGGCCGCCGGGGCCGCCUCGGAAGCCGCGCUGCCCGACGUCCGAGUGCUGCUGGACGUCACUGGCGGUCGUCUGUCGGGCCUGGCGCACCUCCGCCGCGCCGGCGCCGACCUGGCCGCCUGGAGCCUGCAUGCUGUGGUGGUGCUGGAGGAGACAGCGGCGGCUGGGGACGCGAGAUCUGCUGGGGACAUGAAGUCGACUGGGGACGCAGCGAUGGCCGGAGAUGCGGCGGCAGCCAGCGUGGGAUCGUCGCAGGCCACUGCCGCGAGUGCAGCACCCGGCGGCGCACCGCCCCACCUGCGAAUGCAUUUCUGGCAAUCGAACACGGCAGGGACCACCCCGCCCCAGGCCGGUCCCGUGCUCGCCUCUGCCUCCCUUCCGGCCAUCAAGGACGCGCUGCUGGGGAGCCAGGCCACGGGCGGCGCAGGUGGCUGGCGCGGGGCCGGCUGGCGCGGCCCCUGGGCGGACCUGCGCGCCUGGGUGGGCUGGGGCGCGUCGGCCGACGCGGCGCCCUGGCGGCCGGAGUGGGCCCUGGGGGCCGGGGCCGGGGCGGAGGAGGACCCCGCUGCGGCGGAGCUGGCAGCCUUCAUCUCGGGACGGCUUGCGGACUGCGCGUGGGAGCGGGGACCGGGCAGCGUCGUGCUGGCCCUGGCUCUGCCCGCCAACCUGCACUAUGCCGUGCUGCAGCGCUUGGCGCUGGACGGUAGCCUGCACCUGCUGGCGCGGGUGCUGGUUGUAUGGCCCGUGGACGUGCUGACGUGGCACCAGGCCCAGGCCUGGGAGGGGGUGCUGGGCACGGUGCACCUGCCCUGGGAGUACCUGAGCCCGGGCGAUGCGCCCGCGGCGGAGCGACAGCGGCGAGGGUGGGAUGGCGCGGCGCGGGAGUGA